Molecule: messenger RNA, 1279 nt
Organism: Eucalyptus grandis
Lineage: Eukaryota; Viridiplantae; Streptophyta; Magnoliopsida; Myrtales; Myrtaceae
Exons: 10
Coding region: 1-864 (287 amino acids)
Source: RefSeq, a predicted model, not a curated record
AUGGGCCGGCUCGGCCAGUCGCCCCACCCCCACCCCCCACCCCACGCACCUCGCUCUCUCCUCUCCCCCUCUCUUCUUCUCCUUCGCGAUCCGGCCCCCUCCACCGUCGCGUACUACUCUCGUGCACCCGAGCCCAACGCUGAUUCCGCAGAGGACCAGCUCGACGAGCCGAACCCCAACGCGCAGAGCCAGGUCGAUGAGGAUGGUAAUAUGCCUGAGGACUCUCCCCAACAAGAGUAUUUUCAUGGUAUCCCAAUCCCGAUAGAGGUUGCUAAUAAGAUGCCUAAGGACUCUGCCCAACAACGGUAUGUUGGUGUUUACCCAAUAGAGACGAAUUUGUACGAGGAGGCAUUGGACCAUUUUUACCAAGAAAUGAGCAAGGAAGUGGAGACAAUUCUUCGCAAGCCAGACCCGAGGCUACCCAAGCUGCAUGAGCUCCCCACGAGUGUGGUGGUCACAUGUGUGUCCGAGGACUGCACGCACGUGUACGUGUACUUGCUCGAGAGGAAAUGCAGGUCUCGAGUGAGUGCUGCAAAGGCUCAAGGGUACGAGAGGAAACAUAGGUCUCGAGUGAGGGCUGCAAAGGAAUCAUGUAGAGAACUAGAAGUAUGGUUUGCUUUGACUUCCGCGGUGGGACGAAAGACGAUAUCUUUUCGUUCGCCUUCUGAUAAGUUUCCGUUUGAAGCGGCUGAGCUAGCGCAUAAAUGGAAGGUUGUUAAUAAGUUUGAGUUCCCUGGCGGAGUUUUAUUUGAUGUAAUGCAUGAAGAAGCGACGAAGUACGCUCGCUGGCUGAUUGCCCAGAACAAGUUAGCCUGCAAGGACAUGGGCAAGGACGUGAGCAAUGCAACUCUGGGAAAAGUCUAAGUUAAUUGUUGCAUCAGUUUUGCAUGCAAAGGGAGCAGAUCGUCUGGAAGUUCCUUUGAAAAAACUGGCGUUUCUACUGUUAGAAUGUUAGAAUGCUGUCGUCUUUGUCUCUUUGGGUGUCGCGGUUGCUAGGGUGGCCAUCCCAUCCGGUCUCUACUUUGGAUGGAAGAAAUAAAAUGUGAAACAAUUCUGUUGGAUAACCUUUGUGACGACGUAAUUUACAUGGAUGCAGCACCAUGGAAAUUUGCACCAUGGAAAUUGCUCAAGAUCAAUCUUAUUUAGUGACACUUUUAUUCAUGGCGUGGCAUGUAAUUUUGGUAACAAGCUUAUGGUAUUCUAGGUAGAUUGUCACGUGUCACAUCCGAGCAGGUGUAUAUAUUCUUAUAAUUCGGUUGGCAAUACUUGUUUUUUGAUC